AUGAAUGCUGACGAGCUGGUUGAUUUCCUUCUUCAAGAUGAUGAUCUUACGGUAGAAGUUCGCUACGAGGAGCCCGACUUCCCGUUCCAAAUCAAAGAACCGCCUAAAGGGACUAGCGCAGCAUCAGAGAAGCUGCGACGCAGCGUCAAACCAGUGUUCACCGAAGUGGACGAAAUUCUGAAGGACCUCGAGCAGCUCAUCGUGCGUCCUAGCACCUGCCAAGCGUACAAUACUCUAAAUGGCGAUGCUUGGAGUAAUACGGAACAGGAGGCUACCGAAAUAAAUAAGGAUGUCAUGUCUCGCAGACGACAUCCUAGGAAGAAAGAUAGGAAUCGACAUGCAGAAAGCUCAGGAGCGAAAAAUGCCCUCGAGGACAAUGUUCGAAACAGGGUGUCCAAAGAAAACGCUGAAUCCAAACAAGAGAACACCACUUCCAGGAAACCAAGGAAAUCUCGUAAAAGGAAUUUGGAAAGGGACCGCAAUCAAAAUGAGACCGAGCCAUUUCUGAUUCCACGGGCGGGAAACAGUUUAAAGACUUCGCGCAAGAACGAACAUAAAACGGUGACAUCUGAUAAAGAGCAAGUAGAUAUAAAACAGCGUUCUGAUAGGGACACAAAGGAAGAUCCACGCCAGCAUCAAGAGGACUACCUUUCGAAGAAGCGGUCGAAGAAGAAAAAGAACCGUCAAAACGCUGCACCUGAAUCGUUUCUUUCAGAGGAAGUGCUGAUUGAAGAGGUCACAGAACUUCUCGAAAUGGAACGCACUAGAAAUGAACAUGAAGGGACAAAAAAAGGUAAUGCUGAAAAUAGGACCAGGAAAUCUGUCUCGAGGUUUCAAGCACCGCUGGAGGGAUCCAAGAAUCACUCGUCGAAGAAGCAGUCCAAGAAGAGAAUAACCCGUCAAAAAAAUGCAGAAAAGUUGAACAACGACGGCUCUACUCAGGUAACGGCGGAAGAUCCAAAAGACGACCGCUUACAGCAGGUCGGUAACCAGCAGAAAGCAUUGGAUUCAAAAGAAUGA
Molecule: messenger RNA, 1020 nt
Organism: Torulaspora globosa
Lineage: Eukaryota; Fungi; Ascomycota; Saccharomycetes; Saccharomycetales; Saccharomycetaceae
Exons: 1
Coding region: 1-1020 (339 amino acids)
Source: RefSeq, a predicted model, not a curated record